Messenger RNA from Trichomonas vaginalis G3, 761 nucleotides. RefSeq names its product protein of unknown function, DUF4106 family. The annotation marks the transcript as partial. The transcript has a single exon. NCBI's taxonomy places the organism in Eukaryota, Parabasalia, Trichomonadida, Trichomonadidae. The record is from RefSeq and is a predicted model, not a curated record.
AUGGGAUAUAAGAUAUAUUCUAACUCUGACUUAGUUCAAACAGUAACAUGGGCAAACUAUGAAUGGUUCGCUUUGAGAAACUCAGUACAACCACAAGCUAGAGAACAAACAGACCAGUAUGCAACUAUUGAGAAAAUAAGAAGACUUGACCCUAACGUUCCAGGAGUUUAUGUUAACCUUUCUGGACAAACUGCAGCAGCAGUAACCAAAGUAAAACUGAAACUUAGAGUUCCUUUGUCAUCUUUCCUCAUCUUCAGGUUUUUAAGAUACUUGCCAAACUGGGCAGGAAAAAUUUCUAUCGAACUUACUCCAAGCAAAAAUAACUUAGUCAUUGCACCAACACAAGACCCAUUCACUCUUACAGACGUAAAGGGAACAAAUCAAACGUCAUUCGCCGACUUUUGCAAAGACAAAGUUGACUUAGACUUUGGUUUCUCAAACCUCAACACUGAAGUAAACUAUUAUUUCAAUGCUGCUGGAACUGCUUGGGACCCAGUUAAGUUCACAUGCGAAAAAUUUGAAUGCAAGAGAAUAGAAAGCAGACUUGCAGUCUAUAUGUUGGACCCAGAUAUUUCAAAUGCUUUAGCUGCCAAAUAUAUUGCAGUUCCACUUAUGUUCCCUAUACACCAAAUAUCUGUCAAAGACUUUGCAGGUGAAGUUGGAAACCAAAGUGCUGACCCAGGUGCAAGAACAGAUAUUGCUUUAACAACUGCAAUGAAACAUGCAGAUACUAUGUUUGUACUGUUCAGACGAACUAUAAA